AAUGCACACCAAAAUAAAUGGCAAAGCAAUAAUCAUAUAAAACAAGCAACAAAGGAGACAGAACGGUAGUCCAGUUUUGAAUUUCAAUCAAUACACCCACAGUCCCCAAACCAUCAAAUCCAACAUGUUCACCAAGCUGAUCUGCAUCGCCGCCCUGGCCAUCUCGUGCGUUUGUGCCAAGCCCGGACUCGCGGUUGCCCCGGCGGCCUACGCUGCCUACAGUGCUCCGGUUGUGGCCGCGGCCGGUCCCGCCUUCGUGACCGCCCAGAGCUCGCAGGUCGUUGCCCGGAACUACAACGGAAUCGCGCCGCUGGCCUACACCGCCGCCCCCGUUGCCGCUCCCCUGGCGUACGCUCCGGCCGUGGCCAAGGUCGCCGCUCCGGUGGCCUAUGCUGCUGGCCCAGCUCCUCUGGCCUACACCGCCCCGAUUGCCCCGGUGGCACGUGCCUUCGCCGCUCCUUAUGCUGCUGCCCCAUUCGGUGUCGCGCCUUAUGCUGCCGCUCCGUUCGCCGCCGCCCCCUAUGUGGCGUCCCCGUACGCGGCCUACCGGUACAACCCGUACCUGCUAAUGUUCACCAAACUGUUCUUCAUUGCCUCGCUGGCCAUCGCCUGCGCCAGUGCCAAGCCCGGACUCGUGGCCCCUGCCCUGGCCUACAGCGCCCCUCUGGUGGCGGGAGCUCCUGCCCUGGCGGCCUACACCGCCGGAUACGCCGGACUGGCCCACGUUGGAGACUCGGCCGUGGUCACUUCGCACAACUCGCAGGUCAUCAACCCGGCCUAUGCUGCCUACACGGCUGCCGCUCCGUUUGCGUACGCAGCCAGCCCUGCCCUGGCUGGGGCUCCUCUGGCGUACACGGCCGCUUCCCCGUACGUUGCCCCUUAUGCCGCUCCGUACGCCUAUGGACGGUAUCUGCUGUAAAAAGUGGUGAUAGAAGACCGAGGAUUUAGGACAAUUGACGGCUGGAAAUGAUUCAUAAAUAAAGUACAAAUCAUAUUCAACAAAAAUUAUA
This is a messenger RNA of Culex pipiens pallens (northern house mosquito), 1010 nucleotides long. RefSeq names its product cuticle protein 16.5-like. The coding region runs from base 125 to 919 and encodes 264 amino acids. The record is from RefSeq and is a predicted model, not a curated record. NCBI's taxonomy places the organism in Eukaryota, Metazoa, Arthropoda, Insecta, Diptera, Culicidae. The transcript is spliced from 4 exons.